This is a messenger RNA of Acanthosepion pharaonis, 1296 nucleotides long. The record is from the annotation of a GenBank genome assembly. Lineage: Eukaryota; Metazoa; Mollusca; Cephalopoda; Sepiida; Sepiidae.
AUGUCCAUCACUAAAACAGAUCUAUAUUUUGAAAUGGAUGAAGAAGAUAAAGAUAACAAGAAAAUAUCCCCUCAAGUACUUGCAUAUGUAGACCACCUCCAUGGAAAGUGGCAUUUUUCAGAAAUCAGAGCUGUGUUCUCAAGAAGAUACUUACUGCAAAAUGUUGCUAUUGAAAUAUUCACAGCCAAUAGAACUGCAGUUAUGUUUGCAUUUCCAGACCACGUCACUAUGAAAAAAGUUGUUAAUGCUUUACCAAAAGUCGGUAUUGGCAUAAGAUAUGGCUUGAAUCAGGCAAGACGAAUGUCCUUGGCAUCUGGAAAGCAACUGUUCAAACUAUCCAAUAUGACACAGAAAUGGCAACGAAGAGAAAUUUCAAAUUUUGAUUACCUUGUUUAUUUGAACACUGUUGCAGGCCGUACAUUCAACGAUUUGAAUCAGUAUCCAAUAUUUCCUUGGGUUAUAGUGAAUUACGAAUCCAAGGAUUUAGACCUGAGUCAGCCAAAUAACUUCAGAGAUUUAUCUAAGCCUAUUGGUGCAUUGAAUCCAGCUCGGAAAAAGUUCUUUGAUGAACGAUAUGCAAGCUGGGAACAUGAACAAAUCCCUCCUUUCCAUUAUGGAACUCAUUAUUCAACAGCAGCAUUUACACUCAAUUGGCUUAUCAGAGUGGAACCAUUUACCACCUUAUUUUUAAAUAUGCAAGGAGGAAAAUUUGAUCAUGCAAAUAGAACUUUUUUCUCAGUCAGUCAAGCUUGGAAGAAUUGUCAAAGAGAUACAUCAGACGUCAAAGAACUCAUUCCUGAAUUUUACUAUCUGCCUGAAAUAUUUGUUAAUCAAAACAAAUUCAACUUUGGUUAUCAAGACGGAGAUGUUAUGGUUGACGAUGUGACUCUUCCUCCAUGGGCAAAGACACCAGAUGAUUUUGUCCGUAUCAAUCGGAUGGCCCUGGAAUCAGAAUUUGUAUCUUGUCAGUUGCACCACUGGAUUGACUUGAUAUUUGGAUACAAACAAAGAGGACCAGAAGCUGUACGAUCAACCAAUGUCUUUUACUAUCUCACAUAUGAAGGAAGUGCGAACCUGGAAUCAAUGACUGACCCAGUCAUGAAAGAGGCAAUUGAAAACCAAAUUCGUAGUUUUGGUCAAACACCAACCCAAUUGCUUACUGAGCCACAUUCCCCAAGAAGUUCUUUAAUGCAUCUGUUUACCGAGAAAUAUCGUGAACAGAGGAGCAUUCUUAGAAAGGUUUACCACAAAUUUCUCUUUUAUUUAUGCACUAACAAGUUAACCUUGCUUGCCUGA